This is a messenger RNA of Colletotrichum truncatum, 1284 nucleotides long. Its product is annotated as nhl repeat-containing protein. The record is from RefSeq and is a predicted model, not a curated record. NCBI's taxonomy places the organism in Eukaryota, Fungi, Ascomycota, Sordariomycetes, Glomerellales, Glomerellaceae.
AUGGCGCCCUUCAAAUCUUUUGCAGCAUUCGUCGCGAUCAUAUCGGCAGCAGUUUUUCCAGGAACGGUUGCUCAAUGCCCGAACCUAACUCCCGUCUCGCAGCCUUCGCUGGCUCAGGGUUAUGCAGCGAAGCUUGUCAUGAACGGGCUGAAAACCCCGCGCGGUCUUAUUUUUGAUAAACUUGGAAACCUUCUCAUCGCUGAACAGGGCGGCAGCGGCGUCCGAUACGUCAAGUUGACAGACAAUGGCGGUGUGAAUGUCUGUGUUGCUUCCCAGAAGCAGCUCAUCCCGAAUGGACAGCUUACCCAUGGUAUCGCCCUCUCGGCGGAUGGGAAGACCUUAUACGCCUCAUCUGGAACUGAAGUGUUCGCCUAUCCUUACGAUGCGGCCGCCGGCACGGUUGGGCAGGCUCGUUCCAUCAUCAACGGAAUGGCGCAGGGCGGGUUCCAUCACACUCGGACUCUGCUGAUUCCCAAGACUAAUCCAAACAUCCUGCUUGUUUCGCGUGGCUCUGAGGACAAUCUCGACGUUGCGACGGCCCAGAUACCAUCUGGACGUAGCCAGAUCCGUGCUUUUGACUUGAACAAGCUGACUGGAGGCCCUGUUGCCUAUACUACUGGAGAAGUCUUUGGGUGGGGGCUGCGCAAUAGCGUUGGUGUUGGUGAGAACGUGGACGGUGGCAUCUGGUCAGUCGAGAAUUCUUUGGACAACAUGGCCCGGAACGGCGUGGACAUCCACAACGAUAACCCUGGCGAGGAACUCAACUAUCACGGCAUUUUCAACUCGAGUUCUAAUCAAUACAAGGGAGCCAACUAUGGCUAUCCCAACUGUUUCGCCGUCUGGGAUACGAGCAAGAUCAGUGGAGUCCCCAAUGUUCAAGUUGGGAGCCAGGUCAUUCAGGGCAGCCCAUCUGGUCAGAUCACAGACCAAUACUGCCAGUCAACACCAGUUGCACCAAGACUCACUUUCCCAGCGCACCUUGCUCCGUUGGACAUUAAGUUUCACCCUAACGGAAGGUCCGCAUACAUUUCCUUUCACGGUAGCUGGAACCGACAGCCUCCUGAUGGAUAUCGGCUCAGCAAGGUUGACUUCGGAGCCAAUGGCCAGCCUACUGCUCCAGCAAACAGCCGUACAGCCGAAGUCAAGGUGAUGUGGAACAGCAACAGCGCCGUGUGUCCAAAUAGCUGCUUCCGGCCUGUAGGUCUUGUUUGGGACGGCAAGGGCAGAUUGUUUAUGACAAGCGACACUUCGAACGAGUUGUUUGUCAUCACAGUACCUGCUUAG